This is a messenger RNA of Dufourea novaeangliae, 1294 nucleotides long. RefSeq names its product palmitoyltransferase ZDHHC6. Gene Ontology annotation, molecular function: palmitoyltransferase activity. Lineage: Eukaryota; Metazoa; Arthropoda; Insecta; Hymenoptera; Halictidae. The transcript has 7 exons. The coding region runs from base 158 to 1294 and encodes 378 amino acids. The record is from RefSeq and is a predicted model, not a curated record. Gene Ontology annotation, cellular component: Golgi apparatus. Gene Ontology annotation, biological process: protein palmitoylation.
UUGAGGCAUAUGAACUGUAACGGAAUGUGUUGCCGAGAGAAACAUACUUCUACCGAUUUAAUAAACGAUCAGAAGGAUUGUUCGUUCGAAGCAGUCGUAUUAAAUACCUGUUUUUCAGAAUUCAAAGGCUAUUUUAUGACAGUUUCAUGGUGACGACAUGGGUGUUAAUCCGUUAAAGAAAAUAUGCCAUUGGGGGCCGCUUACUGCUCUCGGAAUUAUAAAAGUAAUCACAUUGAUGACAAUACAUUGUAGUAGACAGUGUUGGCCACCACAGGAAAGUUUGUUUGGAGCAAUUAAUUUUACACUUUUCUUUUGUCUCAGUGGAUCGACUCUUUUCCAUUUCAUCAGCUCCAUUUAUGAAGGGCCUGGAUUCCUUCCCUUAAAAUGGAUGCCGAACAGAGCAACAGAUACACAGUUUUUACAAUAUUGUUUUGUAUGUGAAGGCUACAAAGCACCAAGAACUCAUCAUUGCAGAAAGUGUGGUCGUUGUGUGAUGAAGAUGGACCAUCACUGUCCAUGGAUAAACAAUUGUGUGGGACAUUAUAAUCAUGGACAUUUUACAGCUUUUUUGGCAAGUGGAGUAGGUGGUUGCAGUGUUUCUACUUUCACCUUAGUUUCUUGGGUGAUGACUGUGCUAUCUUUAAAACCAUUAUCAUUUCCUCCACCUUCUGUGUUCAUUCUAAUAUUAGUAAUCGUUAGUAUUGGUUUGUCCAUUGGUGUUGUUCUUGCUGUAGGGACCUUACUUUAUUUUCAGUUGUUGGCUAUAAUUAGAAAUCGAACAGAAAUCGAAGCUUGGAUUACAGAAAAGGCCCAUUACAGAAGAUUUGGUACUAAAGAUAAAUUUAUUUACCCAUAUUCUAAAGGAUGGCGUUUUAAUGUACAACAUGUUCUUACAUGGGAUUGCACACCAGUUGGGGAUGGUAUUAAUUGGCCUGUGAUCGAUGGCUGUGAUCAAUAUACACUAACACUAGAACAAUUAGCACAAAAGAAAGACAAACGAAAGAGAGCUAAAACUUACAGAAUCAUAGAAGAUGUAUCUGGAUCACGAUUACCAUUUAGACAUGGUUGGGGUGUAUUUUGCCAUCCACCUUGUACCGAUGAACCACGUAUUAAGCUUAAAGUUGGGGACAUUGUGAUUGUGACAAGAUGGAGAAAAUAUUGGUUGUUUGGAGAGAGAAAAGAGGAUGAUCAGAACGAGAAGCAUAUGCGAAAUAAGGGUUGGUUCCCACGACCUUGCGCGAUCGAAGUGAUUGAAAACGACGCGUAUUCUUUUCCUUCGACGACGUCGGAUUGA